AAUCAUAUUGUGACUUUAGGAAAAAUAAUAAUAAUUUGCUGCUGGUGUUUUUCAACCAACAACAACAACAUUAUAAAUAUAAGAUCAUCAUCAUCAUCAUUUGUUCAUCAUUUAUUUAAGAAAAAAAAAUAAUAUGGCACAACAACCUGUAUAUCUUAACGUUUAUGAUAUGGCAUCAAUCAAUCAAUAUUCAUCAUCAUUGGGUAUCGGUAUUUAUCAUACCGGUGUUGAAGUUUUUGAUUCAGAAUAUGCAUAUGGUGGACAUCCGUUAGAUUUUUCCGGUAUAUUUGAAAUCGAACCAAAAGAUGUGAUUGCAUUGGGUGAAGAAACAUUUAAAUUCAAGAAAUCAAUAUUGAUUGGCCAUACUGAUUUUCAACGUGAAGAUGUUAGACAAAUUAUUAAAGAAUUUGGUAAAGAAUUUAAAGGAGAUAAAUAUCAUUUAUUACAUAAAAAUUGUAAUCAUUUUUCUGAUUCAUUUUUAAAAUAUCUUUGUGGUAAACCAUUACCACCAUGGAUAAAUCGAUUAGCCUAUCUAUCUACUUGUGUACCAUUUUUGGAACGUUGUAUACCGAAAGAAUUUCUAAUACCUAUUGCAUUGGAAAAUAGUAUGCGUGAUUUAGAUGAUAAAAAUAAUGAUAACGAUAACUAUGGUGAUGAUGAUGAUGAUGUUUGUGGUUAUCGACCUUGCGGCGGUCAAAAUGCUGGUGAUGAUAAUGAUGAUGAUAUUCUAAAACGUAUACUUAAACAAUCAACAUCAUCAACUACAUCAUCAUCUUCUUCAUCUUCAUCAUCAUCAACAUCAACAUCAUCAUCGAAUUGUUUUUUACCAACAUCGGAAAAUCAACAAAAACAAUAA
Dermatophagoides pteronyssinus (European house dust mite) is the source of this 856-nucleotide messenger RNA. RefSeq lists its product as uncharacterized. Gene Ontology annotation, biological process: protein deubiquitination. Gene Ontology annotation, molecular function: deubiquitinase activity. NCBI's taxonomy places the organism in Eukaryota, Metazoa, Arthropoda, Arachnida, Sarcoptiformes, Pyroglyphidae. The record is from RefSeq and is a predicted model, not a curated record.